Sapajus apella (tufted capuchin) is the source of this 1897-nucleotide messenger RNA. It is a transcript of the gene CCDC65, whose product is annotated as coiled-coil domain containing 65. NCBI's taxonomy places the organism in Eukaryota, Metazoa, Chordata, Mammalia, Primates, Cebidae. The record is from RefSeq and is a predicted model, not a curated record. The coding region runs from base 232 to 1770 and encodes 512 amino acids. Gene Ontology annotation, cellular component: axoneme; axonemal dynein complex. The transcript is spliced from 7 exons. Gene Ontology annotation, biological process: regulation of cilium movement; cilium-dependent cell motility; axonemal dynein complex assembly.
AGAUCCUCGUUGCUAGGAGACUAGACGCCUCUUUCCGCUGGAUCGCGCAGCCUCCCAGAUAGCCGGGCCGUCUCUUUCUUGUUCGAAGGCUGAAAUGUCUGGUCCCACAACCUCCCACAACCAGGGGCAGUUCUGGAAGGCCCCUUUCUAGGGACAUUUUUCUUCUACGCUCUGUAAGGCGGGCCGAGGCAGGCCGAGACUUCUUUCCCGGAUCCAGUCACCUGCCCCGCUAUGCUUAAGAAAGAAAAAAAGGCCAAGACGCCCCUGUCCGAUGAGGAGCAGCUGCUUCUGUUUCAGCAGAAGUUGCUGGCAGAGGAGGAGAUGGCCAAAAAGAAGGAGAGGCUCCUCAGCCAGUUCUUGAAGGACAAGCUGGCCAAGGAGGAACACAACAGUGCGCUGAACCUUAAUAAGAUUAACACACAGUGGAGAACCGUCCUUCGGGAAGUUAAGACCAGAGAACUUCUUAAGGACAUUGAGAUCCUCAGCCAAACAUUUGAACGAGUGGUGGAUUGUAAGGACAAUGUCAUCAAGUCUUUAGCUAAAGACCUGUCUGAAGCCGAGGAGCAGUACGCCCGUGCCCUGCGCAGCCACUUGCACAAUGUUGACCAACUCUUGGCCCUGCAGAGGCGCCGGCUCAGUCUCCUGGAGGAAAGUUACAACAUGGAGCUGGAAGCCCUAACCAAGGAAUUUGAGACAGAAAGGAAGACGAUUAUUGACCAACAUGAGAAAGAGAUUCGCUACCUACAAGAUAUCUUCAUGGCCAUGGAGCAGAACUAUUUGGAUUCUGAGUAUGAAAGCAAGCUGGAGUUCCAGAGCAUGUGGAAUGAUCUCAAAAACAUGAAUUUAGAAGAGAAGCACUUUUUAAGACUGCAACUGGAGAACACAGUAGAAGAUCUGUGGAGGAAGUUCCAGGAUGUACUCAAGAAUUACACUGAUUCCACAGAGGAUCGAAAGGUUGCCUUUGAGACCCUGCAGGUGAAGGAUGAGAAAAACUCCAAAGAGAUUGAAGUACAGAUGAAAAAAAUACAGAAGCUACAGGAUGCCAUAACUAUUUCAAAAGGCAAGAUCAUGAUACAUAGCCGAGAGAGUGAAGAUGAGAACCGGUACAUCCGUAAUGACAAGGAAUUGGUGCUCAUACAACUGCGAAAACUUAAGGCCCAAAGGACGCAGGCCCGAGCAGCAUCCCAGAAGAACUUAGUCAAACUCACCCUGGAAAGUAAUGCUACCCUCAAGGCCCUGAGAAAGAUUGUUGAUAAGGGUGAAAAGAUCCUUAAACUUGCUGAAAUAUGUAGGAAAUUUGAAACUGAGGAAGAAAAAGUGCUGCCUUUUUAUUCAUCAGUGUUGACUCCUAAGGAGCAGGAGGGGAUUGAGGAGAAUAAUUUAGAAGAGCUUACUGAGGAGCUCGCCAAGGUAAAGGCUGGGGGAUGGUGGGGCAUUGGGCAGCAUUUGCUAAUGGGUCUUGAUGCACACUUUCUCCCUAUAACUCUACUCCAGGUGAUCAUGGAUUACAUAGGGAUGGAGAAUUUCUGGAAAAGGUACAACAAAGUGAAACUGGAGCAACUGAGCCUCCAACACAGACGAGCCCAGCUGCUAGAUAUCAAUGGGAAGCUGCGGGGGAUGCUGAAGCAGUACUUGGAUGGCAUCUCAGUGAGUGACGAAGUGCUGAGCCAGCUCAACCCACUCUUCAUAGUCAACCAUCGAAGCAACUUACCCCAGCCCUCGUCUACACCUAUGGCCCAUCCAGGUGAUAAACAACAUCCAACCACUUAAAAUAUCACUGAAGCAGCCCACGUGAUCUUCCACACUGUGUGAUCUAAGGGGGAAAAAAAUCUUUUCAAUCCCUAUUUUUUUUUUGAGAGAGAGAUGUAGGGACAUUGCUAUUAAAAAUUUCCAUGGA